CUCAAGGCUCUCUGUCAAGUGUUUAAAAAUGGUUGGUUUAUAUCUCUGAACAUUUACUGGCUGAACUGAACAGGUUGUUUUGGUGGUUGUCAUUGCUUGGGCUGUUUGGUUUAAUAGGAACAAAUCAAGAGCGGUGGUGUGCUACAAAGAUAGAUCCAUUUGAAAUUGUUGAAUUUUCUAAGGAUUAUGUUCGACAAUUCCAACGCAUACAAGAUCAAGUUUUGGCUGUUAGUGUUCAUGUUGAUCGUCCAUCAGUAAUCAAAAGGUCUGCAGCGUCUGCUCCUCCUGUGGAUUUUUGUAAAAUAAACUUCGAUGGGGGCAGUCUUUAGUUCCUGUGGAUGCUCAGGUGUGGGAGUGGUGCUGCGGAAUCAUGAAGGACAUUUUUUAGCAGGCUUGAGUCUUAAAUUGGUUGGACAACUAAGUGCUAAUAACAUUGAAGCUUGGGCUACUUUCACUGCAGUUCGUCUUGGCCAUGAACUUGGUUUUUGGAGGAUUGUUUUAGAAGGUGCUUCCAAAGUAGUUACUGAUGCUAUUCAGAAGACUCGGUCGGAUUUUUCGGAGAUAGGAAAUUUUGUGGAGAAGAUUCAGGCUUAUGGGUCCUCUUUCGAGUCUUUCUCAGUUUCUUGGAUUCAGAGGGCGAGCCGCAUCUAUUCUCUCUCACACAUCUGAACACCACCGCCAACGACAGCCAGCAGCUGCCCAGGUAUCUCUCAAUCAUAUCAUCUCUCUGACACAUCUCAUCUCCCUUUUUUCUCUUUCUCUUUGUCACCCGAAAGCCGAUCUUCAUGUUCAUCCCAUUCUGUGCACACGAGAUGUUCGAAAGAUUGCCAGGACGACAAUUUCUGUUGGGCAUAUAGAGUUCUUUAUUCGGUUUUUAUGUGCAAUCCACCAAAAUCAUGUAACCACUCGCUAAAAUCGGUUUUUAUGGGCAAAUUAUAUGAUAAACUGG
Molecule: messenger RNA, 949 nt
Organism: Ilex paraguariensis (yerba mate)
Lineage: Eukaryota; Viridiplantae; Streptophyta; Magnoliopsida; Aquifoliales; Aquifoliaceae
Source: the annotation of a GenBank genome assembly